This is a messenger RNA of Panicum hallii, 1577 nucleotides long. Its product is annotated as nitrile-specifier protein 5. Gene Ontology annotation, biological process: nitrile biosynthetic process. The record is from RefSeq and is a predicted model, not a curated record. Bases 427 to 1272 code for a protein of 281 amino acids. Gene Ontology annotation, cellular component: nucleus; cytosol. Gene Ontology annotation, molecular function: protein binding; enzyme regulator activity. NCBI's taxonomy places the organism in Eukaryota, Viridiplantae, Streptophyta, Magnoliopsida, Poales, Poaceae. The transcript is spliced from 3 exons.
CGGUGGCUGAAUUGCAAUUGUUUCCCAAAUUGGUGGUUAGAUUGGUCCAGCAGUUGAUGAUGAUGCCACCAUGCCCAACCCUUCAAGUGACUCCAAGUCAAUAAACACCUUGUCAAGCACGAGCCACUGAGCCAGAGCAGCAGCGCAGCAAUAGCAGAGGAAGCAGACUGCAGAGCUCCGCGUUGUGGGUGGCAAUGGCUGGCGCCUGGGUAAAGUGAGCUGGCAUCGGAUGGUGGCAGAACCGCAGAAAGUCAGAAAUUCUAUGACGAUUCUCGAAUGGAUCUUCUUGAUGCCAACGCUGGUUGACAGCUGGAGCAGAAGGGAACCGGGCCAGGAGCAAGAAGCUCCCACGCCAUCACCCUCGUCGGCGACACGGCCUACGCAUUCGGCGGCGAGUUCACCCCACGCGUGCCGGUGGACAACACAAUGUACGCCUUCGACCUCAAGACCCAGACAUGGUCACCCCUCGACGCCACGGGCGACGUGCCACCGCCGCGCGUCGGCGUGACCAUGGCGGCCGUCGGCGGCACGGUGUACAUGUUCGGCGGGCGCGACCAGGAGCACAAGGAGCUCAACGAGCUCUACUCCUUCGACACGUCGACAGGCACGUGGGCCCCCCUGUCCUCCGGCGCCGACGGCCCGCCGCACCGGAGCUACCAUUCCAUGGUGGCUGACGCUGUUGGCGGCUGGGUGUACGUCUUCGGUGGGUGUGGCGAUGCCGGCCGCCUGAACGACCUGUGGGGAUACGACGUGGCCGCCGGGCGGUGGGAGCAGCUGCCGUCGCCUGGGGAGGCUUGUCGCCCCCGUGGCGGGGCCGGGCUGGCCGUUGCCGGUGGGAAACUGUGGGUGGUGUAUGGCUUCGGCGGGGAGGAGCUCGACGACGUGCACUGCUACGACACGGCCACAGGCCAGUGGUCCGCGGUCGAGACCACCGGCGACAAGCCGAGCCCCCGGAGCGUGUUCUGCGCCACCGGGAUCGGGGGGCACAUUGUCGUGUUCGGCGGCGAGGUGGACCCCAGCGACCUGGGCCACCUCGGCGCCGGCAAGUUCUCGGCCGAGGCGUUCGCCCUGGACACGGGGACCAGCGCGUGGACACGCCUGGACGACGCCACCGGGGCCGAGAACCACCCGGGGCCUCGCGGGUGGUGCGCGUUCGCGGCAGGGGAGAAGGACGGCCGGCGAGGGCUGCUGGUGUACGGCGGGAACUCGCCGACGAACGACCGGCUCGAUGACAUCUACUUCUUCGCGCCUGUUCUGGAGGCCGCGUGCUAGGCGUGGCACUGGCAUGUGUACAUGCAGUUGCUGCGAGCUCUCUUCUCUUCGUGUGUGCAUUUGCAAUGUAUAGCAGGGCAAUCUGCAGGCUUGGUGUGAUGGCUGUGCUGUUGUUUAUUUUUCUUCCUUCGCUUCUGUGCUACUAUGCUGUCUGAUAGGAGAAUAAUGAUGGUGGACGGAUGUAUUUGUGUUUGACGCUGGCUUUGCGUUUGCAUUGCAGCUGUAGUAGUGUCAUGCGUGGCUUUGGAUCAAGUUCUAGCUUGUCAUAAGAGCUAAGGAUCAAUUGGGCACGCAGCUGUUGGCAA